AUGAGACUUGAUGUCCUCAUCUGUGAAAUAGGGGCGUUCAACCCCGUCUCCUCCUCCGCUGAAGGCCCGCUGGAGCUGCAGAGUUUACAGAAGCCUUCCCUGGGGCCCAGAGGUGAUGGCGCGCUCUCCCGGCUGGAGGAGGGGGAUGGGGCGACCGCCCGGCCCAUCAGACGGCGCCAGCCCAGGCUCGGGCAGGCGGGGCCCCUGCAAGGAGAACUCCGCGCGCGCCUCCUUUCCAAAACAGUGGAGGCGCCCCGGAGGGGCCGUCCUGCCAGCCCGGACGGGAUGCCCACAGCCAUGCUCCCCUACGCCUGCGUCCUGGUGCUUUUGGGAGCAAGUGCCCCAGAGGCCACAGGAGAGACGCUGGGGGGCCCGGUGGCCCCGGGGGUGACGCAGGCUCAGCUGUCCUUGUACGCUGCCUCCUAUGAUCCUGAAGCCUCGGCGGCCGUCCCCGGUCCCCUUCUCUGUGGAAUGGGAACUCGGGCAGCACAUACUGAUGGUGUCGGAUCCAGAUCCCCAAAUCCAGAGCCUGGUAGUAAUGCUGGGAAGGGUGGUGGGCUUCGCUACCCAGUGGCCCACAUGUCCCCCGGGCCCACAUUCCACGUGGCACCCGUGUCAGCCACAGGACCCACGGAGGCAGUCCUGGUGUGGCCCCCAGCUUACGGGGCUCCCGGGGUCUCCGGGGACCCCACGAGUCUCCAGAGGAGCCCCCGGGCCUCCAGGAGGCGAGGGAUCUACUCUGCCUCAUUUUCCGGAGAAGCUGUCCGGGGCCACCCGCCCCAUCAGACAGCUGCUGAGGGACAGUGUGGGGACCUCAGGCCUCCCCAGGCCUUCUCUGGUGGCGCCGGGAAGCUGCAGUGUGCGGUGGAGAAGGGGGCAGAGUCCCGCACCACAGAGGCGACUGGGACCGCCGGGGGUAGCCGUCUACACUGGGAACCCCGCUGCCAACAGCCCCCGCCCAGCAGAGCCCCCGUCACUGUGCUGCUGCCCCCACGCCUUGAUGGGCCCUGGGUCUCUACCGGCUGUGAGGUGCGCCCGGGACCCGAGUUCCUCACCCGCUCCUACACCUUCUACCCUAACCGCCUCUUCCGAGCCUAUCAGUUCUACUACAGGGACCCUUUCUGCCGGGAGCCUGCCCACUCCCUGCUCAUCAAGGGCAAAGUCCGCCUGCGCCGGGCCUCCUGGGUCACCCGAGGGGCCACCGAGGCCGACUACCACCUGCACAAGGUGGGCAUCGUCUUUCACAGCCGCCACAGCCUCCUCGAUGUCACCAGGAGUCUCAACCAGACCCGGGUGGGCCAGGACUGUGCCCGGCGGCUGCCCCCAGCCCGGGCCUGGCUGCCCGGGGCCCUGUACGAGCUGCUGAGCGCCCGGGCCAAGCAGGACUGCACGGAAGCCCUGGGCUUCACCAUGCACGAGCUCAGCCUGGUCCGCAUGCUGCGGCACCUGCAGCCACAGCCUCGGGCUGGGCCCCGGCUGGUGGAGGAGCUCUACCUGGGGGACAUCCACACCGACCGAGGGGAAAGGUGGCACUACCGGCCCACGGGCUACCAGCGCCCGCUGCAGAGUGCCCUGCGCCACGCCCACCCCUGCCCUGCGUGCGGCGUCAUCGCGCGCUCUGACGAGCACCACCCGCCCGUGCUGCCCCCCCCGGCGGCCCUGCCCCUGCGCCUGGGGGGCCGGUGGGCCAGCCCCGGGUGCGAGGUGCGCCCCGCCGUGCUGUUCCUCACCAGGCUCUUCACCUUCCACGGGCACAACCGCUCCUGGGAAGGGUACUACCGCCACUUCUCAGACCCCGCCUGCCGCCAGCCCACCUUCACGGUCUACGCCGCGGGCCGCUACACCAGGCCCAGGCCCUCCAGCAAGGUCGUCGGUGGCACCGAACUGGUGUUUCAGGUCACGCGGGCCCGAGUGACUCCCAUGGACCAGGCCACCACGGCCAUGCUCAACUUCUCCGACCCGAGCAGCUGCGGGGGCCCGGGGGCCUGGUCCCUGGGAACCGAGCGGGACGUCACAGCCACCAACGGGUGUCUACCGCUGGGCAUCCGGCUCCCCCACGUGGAGUACGAGCUGUUCAAGAUGGAGCUAGACCCCCUCGGGCAAAGCCUGCUCUUCAUCGGACAAAGGCCCACGGACGGGUCAAGUCCCGACACCCCGGAGAAGCGCCCCACGUCCUACCAAGCGCCCCUGGUGCUCUGCGACGGGGUGGCUGAGGCAGUGUCCGGACCCCUGCAGCACAGGCCUCUGCCGAAGCCCUUCCGUGGUGGGGGGCCAUGUCCUCCAGCGGCCCCUCUCCCCGUCCUGCCCCUGGCUCUAGGGCUGGCCUUCCUCAAGGGGCUGUGA
Messenger RNA from Lontra canadensis (Northern American river otter), 2343 nucleotides. RefSeq names its product APC down-regulated 1 like (gene APCDD1L). The record is from RefSeq and is a predicted model, not a curated record. NCBI's taxonomy places the organism in Eukaryota, Metazoa, Chordata, Mammalia, Carnivora, Mustelidae. Gene Ontology annotation, biological process: negative regulation of Wnt signaling pathway. Gene Ontology annotation, cellular component: plasma membrane. Gene Ontology annotation, molecular function: Wnt-protein binding. The transcript is spliced from 10 exons. Bases 1 to 2343 code for a protein of 780 amino acids.